Messenger RNA from Ctenopharyngodon idella (grass carp), 2872 nucleotides. RefSeq lists its product as uncharacterized. Gene Ontology annotation, biological process: T cell costimulation; cellular response to lipopolysaccharide; negative regulation of T cell proliferation. NCBI's taxonomy places the organism in Eukaryota, Metazoa, Chordata, Actinopteri, Cypriniformes, Xenocyprididae. The transcript has 14 exons. The coding region runs from base 1 to 1731 and encodes 576 amino acids. Gene Ontology annotation, cellular component: external side of plasma membrane. The record is from RefSeq and is a predicted model, not a curated record.
AUGGAGGGUUUGAAGGUGGAAUGGAGAAGAACAGACUCAGAGACUCUGGUUCAUCUGUAUGAAGAUGGUGAGAGUCGACCAGAGGCCCAGCAGCAGGAUUAUCAUGAUAGAGCUCAUUUCUUUACUGAUGAGAUUCAACAUGGAAACUUCUCCCUCCGCCUGGACAAUUUGAAAAGUGGAGAUAAAGGAGAAUACACAUGCAAAGUUUACAGUCAGCAGGAUUCUCUUUUUUCAACUAAAAUUACUUUGAAAAAGGGGUUGAUUGUAAAAUGUACCUCUGCUCCUCCGGUUGUUCCUUUUGGAGCAUCAGUGGUUCUGCCUUGUUAUUGUUAUAAACAUUUACGAUCAGAGGGUCUGAAGGUGGAAUGGAGAAGAACAGACUCAGAGACUCUGGUUCAUUUGUAUGAAGAUGGUGAGAGUCGACCAGAGGCCCAGCAGCAGGAUUAUCAUGAUAGAACUCAUUUAUUUACUGAUGAGAUUCAACAUGGAAACUUCUCCCUCCGCCUGGACAAUCUGAGAGUUGAAGAUGAGGGAGAAUACACAUGUAACAUUUACAGAAAACAGACACCUGUGUUCUCUGCUAAAACUAGUUUGGAAUUGAGUCUACUUGAUUCAUUCCUCUGCCUUCAUCUGUAUCUAGUCUUCUGCCCAAAUGUGAUCAUGUUUUUUGCUUUUGUCUUCUGGGGUGUUUCUGAAGGAUCUCUGAAUGAAACGGUCUCUUGUUGUGCUCUUUAUUUUCUGAGACCUCUCAUGUUGCUUUGGGCUGCUCCAUAUAUUAAUGACUUUACAGACAAGUUUCAAACAUGGACUCUGAAAUACAGUUAUGUUGCAGAAUAUGUGGUUCUCUCACUUGUUAUUUAUUCAGUUCUUUUUGCAAGUGCUUGGGAAAAACUUCUGAAUUAUUCUGUACUUAACCAAUUCGUGAUAAUACUCCUGUUUGCAAUAGCAUUUCUGUGCUGCUUCUGUAGAAUCAUUUACUUUUUAGUUACUGAGAUUGGAAAGAAAAGUGGACGGAUAAUUGAAAUAUUUGACCUCUUGACUGAUAUGACCUCUGAUAUUCUGCCUACAUUACAAUUCAUCCUCCUGUUCUUCACGUUUGGAACUGCCAGAGGAGGAUUCAUCGUUGUCAUUUUACCAGCGUUACUAAUGCUGACAAAUGACAGAUGGUUUUAUAGAUGUCGAAGGGUUGGCUGUUCACGUUCAGUUAUAAGAACUCUGAUGUUAAUCUUCAUAUUAGUGAUUAAUGCAGUGAUGAUCGGUCUUUACAUAGUGACACUGGAAAAUAAAACAGAUCCUAUUGGAUGGGGCUGUGUGAUGGUGUUUCUGCAGAUAUUCUGGACCGUUAUGAGGUUUACAGAUGUUACUUACAUUUAUCUCAGAUUUGAUCAGGAUUUUCGCCGUAUUGUCCCGGUGUAUCUGUUUGGAUCAGUUUGUGUUGUUUUACUGACCUCCAUUGCACUAAUAACAGAAAUGAUACUGAAAACAGUGAAUGGUGAUCGUAAAGUUGGAGAUCUGAGAUCUAUUGUCUUUCCUUUUGAAUGUUUAUUUGCCGCAUCUGUGCUGAUUUCAGGAUUCUUUCAAUCUCAGAUUGCAAAGUGUCUGAAGUCUUGUCAGGGCACAGUGAGAUCUAAACGAAUGCCAGUCAGCAGAUCACAGCAGAACCAGAACACAGCAGAAACACAAGAGAUGAGCCCUCUGAAGACUGAAGAUCAGGAGGAAAUUCAAACAUGAGAAAGGGAUUAUUCCAGAUUUAACUCUAAACACCUUAAGAUUUUUAAGCACAAUUUUCUGCAAAGCUGCUUUGAAACAAUAUCGAUUGUAAAAAAAAAAAAAAAAAAAAAAAAAAAAACACCAAAUACAAAAUUGCACACUGACCAUUUGAUCAAAAUCUAAUGUGCUCCAACACUGAUUCAGUGUAAUGAUGUUAUUUAUUGUUAUAGCAAACUUAAAACAAAGUGAUUUGUGUUACUCCUUUUGCUUGUUUAACUGAAGUGACUCACAAUUAAACUUUAAGUUUAUUUUUCUGACUUUAUUUGCAGAUAUUUUUGCUUGUUUUAAGUAUUAAGCUCAUUGAAUUCUGAUUCAUUUCUCUGAGACAAUAUCUUGCCAGUUUGAUUCUCAUAAAUAUAUUUUACUUAAAUAUUUGUAUUAGAAAAAAUAAAAUACUGAGUAACAAUAUAAUUUUUGGUCCCACUUUAUAUUAAGUGGCCUUAACUACUAUGUACUUACAUUUAAAUUAAUCAUUUGAUACAAUGCACUUAUUGUGUACAUACAUGUUUUUACAUUGUACUUAUAUUUUAAAAACACCUGCAUGUAAUUACAUCUGUAAUUACACUGUUGACCCAUCCCUUACACCUUACCCCUACCCUUAAACCUACCAAUACCACCAAAGCUUUGCCUAACCUUACCCGUAUCCCACCUCAAUAGCAGCAAAAGUGUUUUGCAAUUUAAUAUGAACCCAAUAAGUACAUUGUACUUAUUUUUUGAUGUAAGUACAUAGUAGUUAAGGCCACUUAAUAUAAAGUGGGACCUAAUUUUUUUUUUUUUUGUAGUGUGGGACUGCAGUAUUAUGCAUUUUAUUACAAUACAGAGAAGCAGCCAAGCAGAGUAUGAUUUGUGCAAUUAAAAUGGCCAUUUGGUUGUCACAUAAAGAAAAAAUGUGCAUUAAUGAGUCUUGUGACAUUGACCUGAGACAUUUAAAUAUAAAUGGGGUGUAAAUCAAUGUAUUUGUAAUGUUGACUAUAAUAAUUAUAAUAAUUUUUACAAUAAUUUUAUUUUAGUUUUUCAUAUACUUUUUUUUUUUUUUUUUGAUAAUGUGAUUGUUUUGAAAUGUUAUAAUUAAUUGCCUUAAUUAAUGAUUCUUCUAUGAAUU